AUGCUGCAGGAGCAAGGAAAAGGAAGAGUUAGCAUCUGCAGUACAUGGAAUCGAACCAACAGACUCCUGAAAAUUUUGGUGCAAAAAAAUACAAUUCACAUCAAUGUGAACAGCUUGCAGUUGUUUGAAGAAACAACAAAUACAUGGCAUAAAAAGGCGAUAGAAGGCAUAAAAAGAGAAGAAGCCUCGCAUUUAAGAUGCUUUUAUGAUGCUGCAUGCACCAGGAACUGUCGCGAGACAAUGUGUCCCCGCCUCUAUCGGAGUCCUCAUCGCCAUGCAUCGCUCCCCAGCAGACAUUCGCUUGCCAACUUUCAAUGA
Molecule: messenger RNA, 318 nt
Organism: Helobdella robusta
Lineage: Eukaryota; Metazoa; Annelida; Clitellata; Rhynchobdellida; Glossiphoniidae
Exons: 2
Coding region: 1-318 (105 amino acids)
Source: RefSeq, a predicted model, not a curated record